AUGAAGGCAGCCACAGCCACCUUACUUGUCCUGGCUACCUUCACCCUGUUCUCUUCAGGGAAGAAGUUCAGAUGGUGCACCCUGUCUGACCUGGAGCAGAGGAAGUGUGCUGAGUUAUCUAAAGCACUCCUGGCUGUCCUACCUCUGGCUACAAUCAACUCCUUUGCUAGGGUUUCCUGCAUCAGAGCUCAAAAUACUCAUGACUGUAUCGACAAGAUCAGGGUGAAUAAAGCAGAUGCUGUCUCCUUGGAUGCUGGAGAUGUUUAUUCUGCUGUGAAGUUGUACGGCCUAACUGCGGUGGCAAAGGAGAUCUAUGAGGAAGGAAACUGCGUGUUUGCUGUGGCCAUUGCCAGACGAGGAACUUUGGACAUCCAGAGGUUAAGGGGGGUGCAUAGCUGCCACAAUGGAGCCAGGUGGACAUCAGGCUGGAACAUCCCACUGGGCUUCCUCCUGGCUAGGAAUGAGCUCCUCUGGGAUGAGGAUCAGCCUCUGAGCCAAGUGAUCAGUCAGUAUUUCAAUGCCAGCUGCAUCCCAGGUGUUGGCGUCACCUCCCCUCAGCUCUGUGCUCUCUGUCAAGGACCGAAAUCCUACGUUAGGAACAAGAACCACUUCUGUGAGACCAGCAGCAGUGAGCCCUUCUAUGACUCUGAGGGAGCCUUCAGGUGCUUGAAGAACGGAGUAGCAGAUGUUGCUUUCCUAGAUCACUUAACAAUAAUGAAUGGCACAGAUUCAGACCAAGAGGAAUAUGAGCUCUUGUGUCCUGAUGGAUCCACAGCGAAGCUGAGUGCCUAUGGCACCUGUAACCUGGGUCGUGGGCCUGGGCGUGCCAUCAUCAACCGCCACAACUUCCAGAAGAUCACCAAGAAAUUCCUCACCCUGAUCCAGCAUCUCUUUGGGAAGAAUGGAAAAGAAAGGGCCAAGUUUGAGCUCUUCACUUCAGUGCCAUUCAGGGGGAAGAACCUGCUGUUCCGCGAUGCCACUCAGCACCUGCAGCUGCUCCAGGACAAAGCAGAGAUCUCCCACAUCCUUGGCCUGGACUACGUAGCCCUCUUGAAGGGACUAGGCCAUGAAGGGAGCUCACUGGACAACAGUGUGAUACGCUGGUGCUGCGUCAGCAAUGCUGAGCUCCGCAAGUGUGAAGAGUGGGCCCUGAACAUCAAAUCUGACCCCCUGGUCUGUGUCCAAGCCGCUUCAAUGACUAACUGCAUUGAGUUGAUCAAGAGUAAUGAGGCCGAUGCAGCCACGCUGGAUGCCACGCAUGCCUACAUUGCAGGGAUAUGUGGGCUGGUCUCAGUAGCUGCAGAAUGCUAUGGGGAGGGGUGUGCCCCAGCUGCUGGGAGAACAAAGAAGCUGACCCACCUUGCAGAUAAAGCACUGCCACCUGUCUACGCUGUAGCCCUGGCAAAGAAGAAUGACAGGCAUGUAAAUAUCCAUAACCUGAGGGGACGGCGUUCCUGCCACACUCACCUGUACAGUCCUGGGGGGUGGCUGCUCCUCUCCAGGUACACAGUGGGGGCUCUGGAGAACAACACUGUGAACUGUGAUAUCGGCUCUGCUUACCAGAGUUACUUUUGGAAGGGUUGUAUGCCAGGAGCAGACAGGAACCUAUGCAAAGUCUGUAUUGGAGGUGAUGAGAUGGAAGGGGCGAAAGUGUCCAGCAGGUGUGCUGCGAAUCAUAAUGAACGCUACUAUGGAAACAUGGGUGCGCUCAGGUGUCUAGUCGGCAGUCCCAGUGGAAGGAGCUUUGGGGACGUGGCUUUCCUGGAACAUCAUAACCUGCUCAAGAAUAUUGAGAGUCUGCAAAGCUCAGGUUGGGCUAUGGGUUAUACCCUAAACGACUUUGAGCUGCUGUGUCUGGAUGGAAGGCGUGUCGCAGUCACAGACUGGGCAGACUGUAACCUCGGUCCUGUUCCUCCUAACAUAGUCAUGACUCGACCAGUGACUACCACCAAGAUCUAUGGCUUCCUGAUGAAAUCCCAGGAAACUCUGGAAACAAAUCUGGAUUCUAAGUUCCAUCUAUUUCACUCACAGAAGUAUGGAGAAAGUGAUCUGCUCUUUAAAGAUGCUACUCAGUAUCUUGUUCACACAAGUCACCUGGGCUAUCAGUCAAUUCUUGGAGAGCCCUUCUUUCAGCUGGCAGAAUCUGUGUUUAACUGCACACAUGCAGACAUCUUAGAAUUCUGCAAACAGGAUAUCUGCACAUCUUAG
Molecule: messenger RNA, 2208 nt
Organism: Emys orbicularis (European pond turtle)
Lineage: Eukaryota; Metazoa; Chordata; Testudines; Emydidae
Product: melanotransferrin-like
Exons: 17
Coding region: 1-2208 (735 amino acids)
Biological process (GO): iron ion transport
Cellular component (GO): recycling endosome; plasma membrane; early endosome
Source: RefSeq, a predicted model, not a curated record